GUCAAUUUGUUUGGGUAUGUUUGGGUGAACCAUGUUAAUUUGAUGGAACAGUGAGGUCCCAGUGACUCUUGCGUGCUUUAAAAUGAUAAUCACCAAAAAUGCCUCAAGGAAAAUUUGACAAGUUUUGACCAAUUCAUUGGUCUUGGUGUUCUCAUAGACCAGCUGGUGUGAGCAAGUGUGUUUGGUUUCUGGCAGGCACCUUUUGCCUUUUUGUCCCAUGUAAGAGGCAGGCUCAGUCAACAUUUCUGCCUGCUUGUAACUUGGAAUGUAGCUUUUGCACAUUGCAGCUUGGCACUGCACAUCCCUAAUAAUAAGAGGAACUGCAGGGUGGGGCCUAUUCUCCACUUCAGUUUGGGGCAUCGCACCGAGCAGAGUGCCUGUCACGCCGCCGCUGGCAUGACUCUCGAGCAACAAGUCGUCCCGGCCGCAGCUUUCGAGAGUGCGUCGCUGAGCCUUCAUCCCUUGAAGAUGGUGAAGGGAAAGAGCAAAGGCAGCAAAGGCGGCAGUAGCUAUGGAGGCUACAAGGUCCGAACCAGCUUUGUCAAGACGAAGCCUGUGGCGUGGACGGAGCCCUCGAAGGGCUCGCGCAAGGGAGGGACGAAGGGCAAAGGCGGCAAGGGAGGCGGAGGCAAGUGGAUUUGGGUCGAGACGGAGGCGCCAGCUCGGCGCCCCAUGAGCAAAGGCGGCAAGAAAGGCGGGAAGGCCACGGGUAAGGGCAAAGGCGGCAAGGGCAAGGGCAAGGGUAAAGGCAAGAGAAGAGCUCCUGCUCUCACCAGCGAGUUUUGGACCAAGAAGGUUGAGGAGGAGAGUCGAAAAGAGUUGGGCGAGACAGCCUAUCCUGGCGUCAUCCAGCGCUAUAACGUGCGGCAAGGAUGGGGCCUCAUUCGGCCUGACAAUCUCGCAGGUUUGCCCGGACAAGUGAAGAAGAAGAUCCAAGAAGCAGAAACCAAGGUGGAGGAGAGUGGCAAAGAGGUGACGGAGAAGGGCCUCCUGUACUUCCGGAAGCCGGAUGUGAAUCACACGGAUGGCUUCAAACUCACCAGCGACGUCCCAGUGACCUUCCGUAUUUACGUGGACGACAAAGGCGCCGGUGCCAUGGACGUCUCUAUGGCCUGAGGGCUGGCCACACGGGCCAAGGGGCCAACAAGAGCUAUCAGCAUCCGGACAAAAAGGCGUCACGUGCCAGACUGGACCGGACGUGGUUGUAGAUGUUUAUGCAGGAGCAAGGGAUACACUGGGCAGAAGCGGAGGAGGAGGUGCUGUGUACAUGAAAUCAAUCCACCUGUCGGCCUUGAACUCUUCGACUUCAAAAACUUCAAUCAGAAUCGUAACCUGGGCAACAAGAAAGGGUUUUUAGCAUCGGGGAGUGGACAUGUCCGACUCGGCCGUUGAGGAGGCCAGGCCAGCUGCAAAGCAAAACAGCGGGCACUUGAAUGGGACGGAGAUGUGUUCAUUUCAAUGAAAUGUAGAUCAUUGUGGAUC
This is a messenger RNA of Durusdinium trenchii, 1482 nucleotides long. Lineage: Eukaryota; Dinophyceae; Suessiales; Symbiodiniaceae. The record is from the annotation of a GenBank genome assembly.